AUCACAAUUCCGCAUCACCGCCUUGCUUUACCUUGAAGACUUGCUCGUCGUGCUUUUACCGUCGCUGCGAAAAGCGACUCGCGGUCGCAAUGGGGAAGCUAAUUCGGCUCGAGCUUUACAAUUUCAAGUCCUACAAGGGUCACCAUGUGCUACUUUUUGGUGAUGCCUAUUUCACUUCUAUCAUCGGCCCCAACGGGUCAGGAAAGUCCAAUUCGAUGGAUGCGAUUUCGUUCGUCCUAGGAAUCAAAUCAUCGCACCUCCGAUCGACCAACCUGCGCGAUCUUAUCUAUCGAGGCCGUGUCUUGCGCACAUCCAAACUCGACGCCGAUGGAAAUGUGAUAGAUGGAGAGACAAACGGGACGGAGCCGACCCAAGAUGAAAACGACGUGGAACCAUCGCAGGAUGCCAGCGGAAACGAUCCCCGAACCGCAUGGGUUAUGGCCGUCUACGAGGACGACGCAGGCGAAGAGCAGCAGUGGCGCCGAUCUAUCACUAGCCAGGGAGUCAGCGAAUACCGAAUCAACAACCGUACCGUCACCGCCCAGCAGUACAACGAAGCCCUGGAGGCGGAGAACAUUCUCAUCAAAGCUCGCAAUUUCCUCGUCUUCCAGGGUGAUGUGGAAGCAAUCGCAUCGCAAUCCCCGAAGGAUCUUACGCGCUUGAUCGAGCAGAUUUCGGGCAGUCUGGAAUAUAAGGCCGAGUACGAACGGCUCAAGGCGGAGGCGGAGGAGGCUGCGGAGCAGCAGACGGUUCAGCUUAACCGCCGCCGAGCUAUCAAUUCCGAGAUCAAACAGUACCAGGAGCAAAAGCGGGAGGCUGAGAACUACGCGCGCAAGGCCGAAGAACGUGACCAGGCCAUCAUUACUCAUAUUCUGUGGAAACUCUUCCAUUUCCAGCGCAUGAUUGACGAUUCUAGCGCCGAGAUCCAAAGGUAUCAGGACGAGCUCAAGGAGUACCGCCGAGGCGUGGAAAAGUACGAGCGCAAUGUCGAAGAUGCAAAGAAAUCUCACGCCAGGGUCGGUCGCGAUGUGGCAACUGCGGAGAAGAACAUUGUGAAGAAAGAAAAGGAGAUCGAGGAGUCGAUGACUGCCCUUGUUCCGAUUGAUGAAAAGGUCGACAUCACGAAGAAGAAAGUAGAUCGGUUCAAUUCACGUAUCGCAGAAAUUGGCAAAGAACGUGACACACAAUCGGCUAGCGUCAAGCAGCUGCAAAAAGACCUCAAGGUUGUCGAGAAAGCUCAGGCUCAAUGGGAGACUGAGUGGCAAAAGACUCUGAGCAAGCAAGGUCGCCAGCUCAGCCAAGCUGACCAGCAGGAGUACAAUAAGCUCAAGGAAGAAGUCAACAAGCGAUCAUCUGCUGAGCAGCUGAAGCUCGACAACCUCCGGCGUCAACGAAAGACCGACGGCGAAGCCUACAACAGCCUGAAGAGCAAAUUCGACAGCACACAGUGGCAGCUCGAGGCAUUGGAAGCCGACACAAAGUCCCUUUUAGAGCGCAAGGCAGCCGCCAACGAGACCGUCAAAACGACUUCCAAGGAAAUUGACAAGAAGAAGAAGGAGCUCAACGCUAUUACUUCAGAAAGGCUGCGCGCAUCGCAGAUGAGGACUGAGCUGGAAGAGAAGCUCCAGGCUGUUUUGAAGAAACUCCUCGAAGCUGACGAUGGGAAGAAACAGUCAGAGCGAGAAAUCCGAGCAAAGGAACUUAUCCUGACACUCAAGCGCAUCUUCCCAGGCGUCAAAGGUCGUGUCAGUGACCUGUGCAAACCCAAGCAGAAGAAGUAUGCCGAUGCAGUCAGCACUGUUCUAGGACGCCACUUCGAUGCCAUUGUUGUGGAUAACGAGAAGACCGCGAAGGAAUGUAUCCAGCAUUUGCGUGAUCAGCGAGCAGGCCAGGCUACUUUUAUUCCUCUGGAGACCAUUCAAGUUAAAGCUCUCAACUCGAACUUGAAGGGCAUGCACCGUGGUAUGCGCCCGGCAAUUGAGACUGUCGAUUACGAUGAUUCAGUCUCGAGAGCCAUCACUUAUGCUUGCGGAAAUGCCAUCGUGUGUGACGACCUCGCAACUGCCAAGUAUCUCUGCUAUGAAAGACAUGUGGACGCCAAGGCUGUAACUCUUGACGGCACUGUAAUCCACAAGGGAGGUUUGAUGACCGGUGGUCGUGGACCUCAACAAAACUCCAAACGCUGGGAAGACUCGGAAGUAGAGAACCUUUUCAAGCUGAAGGAUAAGCUUAUGGCCGACCUCGCCAAUCUACCGAAGGGCCAUCGCCGGGGAACCGAGGAGGAGACCCUGCAAGGUGAACUUGUCGGUUUGGAGCAACGUCUUACCUACGCUCGUGAAGAGCUGAAGGCUCUUGAAAGGAACUUGAAGAGCAAAAACACCGAACUAGACUUUGCCAAACGCCAGCUCGAGGAUCUUCGACCCAAGUAUACCGAGAAGCAGGAGACAUUGGAUGAACUUGACGAGGCCAUUGCUGCCUCUCAAGAUUCGGUCAGCAAUGUCGAGGAUGAGAUUUAUCGCAAGUUCUGCAAGCGACUUGGAUACAGCAACAUUCGCGAGUAUGAAGUACAACAAGGCUCUCUGCAUGAAGAGGCUGCACAGAAGAAGCUCGAGUUUACGACGCAAAAGAGCAGAAUCGAGAACCAGCUUAGCUUUGAGCAGCAGCGACUACAGGCUACCAGUGACCGCAUUGCUAGCCUACAGACGCAGCAUCAGCGCGAUGCAGACCUGAUCCAGGAGCUCGAGGCUGAACAAGAGGAGGUUCGGAAUAGGCUUGAUGAGCUUGAGGCCGAACUCGAGAUCCUUCGGGAGAAACUCGACGAGCAAAAGGAGAAAUACGCCCAGUCGGCCGAGAACCUCGCGCAGCAUCGACGAGAGCUUCAGAAACGCAGCCGGGACGUCGAAUCUACACUGAAAUCCAUCAACGGUCUGGAGACGGAGAUCCAACGUAACUCGUCAAGCCGAUAUGCCCUCCUUCGACGUUGCAAGCUUGAAGACAUUGACAUUCCAUUGACCGAGGAUUCAAACCCGCUCGACCAGCUUCCUAUCGAUGAGCUUGUCCAAGGAGCUGACCCAGAUGCCAUGGAUGUGGAUGGCACACAAGGCGACGGUGGCGACUUUGCCGUGCAGGACUAUGGUAUAGAAGUGGACUUUGAUUCACUCGGCGAUACUCUUAAGGAGGAUUCCGAUGAAAAACUUGAAGAAGAACUGCUGGAGAAGGUCCGGAAUCUCGGCAGCGAACUUGACAAGAUGGCACCGAAUACCCGCGCAAUGGAGCGCUUGGAGAGCGUUGAGAACAAGCUUAGAGGCACAGAAAAGGACUUUGAGUCAGCACGAAAGCAGGCUCGCAAGUCCAAAGAAGAUUUUGAAGAGGCAAUGCGUCGUCGGUCUGAACUCUUCAACAAAGCUUUCUCCCACAUUUCCGAGCAGAUUGGUCCUAUUUAUCGGGAGUUGACCAAGAGCACCAACUACCCCUUGGGAGGACAAGCGUAUCUCGAUAUCGAGGACUCGGACGAGCCGUACCUCGACGGCAUCAAAUACCACGCUAUGCCUCCGCUGAAGCGUUUCCGCGACAUGGAACAUCUGUCAGGUGGUGAGAAGACCAUGGCCGCUCUCGCUCUCCUGUUCGCCAUCCAUUCGUACCAGCCCUCGCCAUUCUUCGUCCUGGACGAAGUUGAUGCUGCGCUUGACAACACUAAUGUCGCUCGUAUCGCCAACUACAUCUACGACCAUGCCGCCCCUGGAAUGCAGUUUAUUGUCAUCAGUUUGAAGAACGGACUGUUCCAGAAUAGUGAGGCAUUGGUUGGUAUUUACAGAGACCAGGUGGAGAAUAGUAGUAAAUCCUUGACUCUUGAUCUUCGGAAGUACAACUAGUAACGUACUAUGGCUGUUUACUUCUCCAAGGUGUCUAAGGGGGUCCGUUUGAUCUAUAUUUACUUAAUGACGUGUAAAGUAGCUUUGCAAUGCGAAUACCUUUUCGAUUUCGAGUUUAUGGGCUGUUUAUUUCGCGCUUUCCAGGAUCUGUGUGCAGUGUUUAGUCUUGCAUGAGCGAGAAACACAU
Molecule: messenger RNA, 4059 nt
Organism: Aspergillus calidoustus
Lineage: Eukaryota; Fungi; Ascomycota; Eurotiomycetes; Eurotiales; Aspergillaceae
Source: the annotation of a GenBank genome assembly